UGGUGAAUGUCGUGAUUUUUUAUGGAUACACCUUUUUUGUGUGUGCGCCUCCAUCAUCCUCGAAGUUUUUCCUACACUGCCCCAGUGCUUAAGAGCACUGACUUUGUUGAAGACUAAUACGUCCUUGCUCUCUUGGCGACUUGGUUUUAAUUCGGUGGUCACAGAUUUUGACUCUCUAUUUAACUGCCACGGUCGAAUCGGACGAGGUACUGCUUUUCAUAGACGAUUUCUGUUGCAAUCCUUUCUCAUCCCUUUCACGUCAGCAAGCUACAGCCUUUUAUCAUAUUUCUUGUCGGUCUCCGUUGAACUAUACGUGGAAGGAAGCACACUGAACGAUAUCCGAACCAGCCAACCAAUCGCGUUCGUUGAAAAAACGGAACACGCACGAGUAUGCCUUCAUCUUCUCAUGAAAUGUAUCAUCGUGCAUACCCUUCCAUUCGUUCCGUGCCUUCAUCUUCCAACCUCUCCGGUACCACAAACACCAGCCCACGCCUAGCCCCAUUGCUCCCUCCCUCAGGCCUUCACGGUCUCUCACCCAAAUCAACUGGGUUACUUCUCAACCAGCAUCUGAACGCAGCUCUACCAGAAACAGCUCCGAAACAUCCAACAAUCUGCGGAAUGCCUCUGAAAUACGUAUCGCUCAUCACCCUCGCCGUUCAAAAUGCAACCUUAUCCAUUGUGAUGUACUACUCUCGCGUAUCCACACCCCCGCACCUGUCAUAUUCUCCUGCAGCAGCAGUACUACUAUGCGAAAUACUGAAAGGAUCCAUAUCCUUCGUCAUUGCAAUAUGGAGAGCACAGGACAUAUCAGAAUCUCAUUGGUCAUCCCGGAAAUCUUUCACUGGCUUCGUGCAAUCACUCUUUCCAUGGUCUGCACCCUUCCGCCAAGUAUGCAGUGAGAUUUUUAGCCCCGAUUGUUGGAAGCUGUCCAUACCAGCUGUCCUUUACGUCGUGCAGAACUCGUUGCAGUUCGUUGCUAUCAGCAAUCUGCCCGUGGCGUCCUUUCAGGUGGCAUAUCAGAUGAAGAUCCUAACUACUGCGGCGUUCUCAGUCAUCCUCCUCCGGAAGACGCUAUCUUCGACGAAAUGGUUAUCCUUGUUUUUUUUGGCGAUUGGCGUUGGUAUCGUCCAGGUGCAGACGACUGCAUCGAAUAGUGGAAUGCGGGAGAUUCGAGUUGGGAGUGCACAUGAUGCGGCACCUCUACACAUCCAUAUUAUGAGCCCACUAAAGGGCUUUGGUGCGGUCACUGCUGCCUGCUUUACAUCCGGUCUCGCAGGUGUCUACUUCGAGAUGGUACUCAAGAACUCCAAGGCAGACCUGUGGGUGCGCAAUGUCCAACUCUCGCUCUUCUCCCUCCUCCCUGCCUUCCUCCCCAUUCUCUACGGCCCUGCGCAACCGCCUUCCAUGAGUUUCUUGAGUUACCUCUUCCGAAAUUUUGGUGGAUGGGCGUGGGCCACGGUGGCAGUACAGGUCUUUGGUGGUUUGGUGACCGCUGUCGUGAUCAAGUACUCGGACAAUAUCUUGAAGGGGUUUGCGACGUCACUAUCUAUCAUUAUAUCCUUCCUCGCCUCCGUCGUGCUCUUCGACUUUCACAUCACCCCUUCCUUCAUCAUCGGGGCUUCUACGGUGCUCGCAGCGACUGCCAUGUACAACCAGCCCGCGUCGCCUGAGACAAAGAUAACAUCCACAAUCAGUGGUGGCUCAAAGCCAUUUUCAGACGCCCCUUUAGGCCCCGAUGAUCCUAUAAUUGGGCAAUUCCCAUCACAGAAGAGGUCGUCGCCGUUUGGAAGCCCCCGAGCUAUCGCCAGUGCUCUGGGCCUUGCAGAAAAGCCCUCGAGCAUUGUUGAGAGCGACUACUUCUCCGACAUGGAAUCCACCUCGCGAUACCUCAACGCACCAUAUGGUUCUCCCUUUCCGUCACGUACGCCCACGCCCAGGCCCGAAGAGCGGCUGUAAUUAGCACACCAGGACAUAAAAAGAACAUAUCAGAACUUUCAACUAUUAUACGACGUCUUAUGAUGAUUUUUUCUGAAUAUACCCGUUUCCUAGAUCUUUGCAAGUAAGCCCUUUUUAUCACAGAUAUUGCAUUGCGCCACUGCACCACGAUCUCACGAACAGGCAAAUCUGAAUCUAUUUCAUGGUUAUCAUAUCAAAUCUUCUCUCUUUCAUAGCCAAGUCACAUUACGAUUCAUCUCGCUCAUUCCCUGCAGUCUUUUCCGGUCGCGCCGCUUCAGAAUGUUUCGUGCGUUUUUGCUAUUCUGGAGCUCUUAGUGCCGUUCACAUCAGAUUGCAUUUCUACCUUUUUGCUUAGUUUUGCUACCUUUACGCACGAGGACUUGGGGUUGCUGAUCAUAAACUUUGAACUUUUUUAGUAGAGUAUCGACUUUUGCUGACAUGUUCUGUUAGCUGUAAUUGGGACUGAAUUUACAUCUUUUACAUCUAUUGUUCUGG
Messenger RNA from Suillus plorans, 2451 nucleotides. RefSeq names its product nucleotide-sugar transporter-domain-containing protein. The transcript has 3 exons. Gene Ontology annotation, molecular function: UDP-galactose transmembrane transporter activity. The record is from RefSeq and is a predicted model, not a curated record. NCBI's taxonomy places the organism in Eukaryota, Fungi, Basidiomycota, Agaricomycetes, Boletales, Suillaceae. Gene Ontology annotation, cellular component: Golgi membrane. The coding region runs from base 391 to 1956 and encodes 521 amino acids. Gene Ontology annotation, biological process: pyrimidine nucleotide-sugar transmembrane transport.